UAUGAUGACCGGUUGGACAGAAUGUACACUGGUCACAGCCCAUAGGGGUCAGAAGUAGUUUCUCAUUAUUAUCGCUAUAUGGCGUUUGUAGUGUUUUUGCGACAUAACAGGAUGUCUAUAAGUGUUGCUUUCAUGAUUUAUGGCGCAGCAUGUUCCCAUGUGUUUGUAGGAAAACUUAACCUAUAUUGACAUACAUGCUUUUAAUUCAUUCAUCAUGAGUACACCAGUAUUAACGAAACAACAACAGAGACACACUUUGUCAGCGAAGAAAACACCGGCUAAAGGGUUGCGAAAUGUUCUGGCACAACCACAAGACAAUUUUUGGCCAAUUGUAAAGGGAGAUGUAUGUACAGAAUUGGAAGAUAUUUUGAAAAGAUUAAUGCCAGCUGUAAGGCGUCCACCUCGUAUGAUUCCUUGGUCUCAACUUAAACAAAUGAAAAAAGAAGAACGAAACAAAGCUAAAGCUGAAGCACUUCUGAAACAAGAAAAUGUCCCUAAUACUGACUUAGUGAAUUCAGUUAUCUUGGGCAUAAAUGCAAUUACAAGAUCUAUGGAAAAGGAUAAUGUUUGUUGUGUCUUAAUGGAUGCGAAUAUUGAUCCUCAACUUUUAAUAAAACACAUUAUUAUGAUGGCACAGAAUAAAAAGAUACCCAUAUUAUUAUUGUCUAACUUUAAAACUAUUCUAUUAAAUACUAUUGGACUUACAUCUGCUGCAUGUGCUUUCAAGAAUACUGUAAUGAAAUCACCAGAACAUCAUUUUUAUCCACUCUACAAAAAGAUUUGUGAUAUAUUUGAAGAUAUGCCUUUACCAAAAACGUCACUUCAAUUAUUUAAGGAUACUGAACCCUUAGAGCAGUCUAUGUUGUGCAAAGAAGAUGUGAUAAGCUUGAAAAAUGAGUCAGAAGAUAAAACUUCAGAAUCAACUGAAUUUACAAUAUCCACAAAUGUAUAUAAAUACAGAUCUUCACGUAAGGAAAGAAUAUUUAUUCCUCCAAGUGCAACAGUCAGCUCCAUUAACGAAUCUACCAAGGAACAGAUAGAGCCAACUGAUUUUAUUUCCUUGAAUAAUUAUGAUUCCGACGAAGAUGAUGCAAGUAUUAAAAAACAUACAAGAUAUAUAAAUAUACAUGAGGAUAAAAGAAGAAACAAAAAGAGUUUCAUAUCCACGAAUAAAUCUCCGAAUGUUACCUAUUUACCAUUGAAAGUAAAACGAUUGCAAGGUAACAGUAAUCGCGCGAAAGCUACAAAAGUAUCAAAACAGAAGAAAAAAUAGUAAAAUAAUAUUAAUGGAUGUACCUUGCUAAUUAGAGCUAAUAACUUUUAUUUUAAAUUACAAUAAAUGUGAAAAAUAUGUAACUACAAUUGUACAAUACUGUCAUCAUUCAUAUAAAUGUACAG
Molecule: messenger RNA, 1398 nt
Organism: Nomia melanderi (Alkali bee)
Lineage: Eukaryota; Metazoa; Arthropoda; Insecta; Hymenoptera; Halictidae
Biological process (GO): tRNA 5'-leader removal
Cellular component (GO): fibrillar center; ribonuclease MRP complex; nucleolar ribonuclease P complex
Molecular function (GO): ribonuclease P RNA binding; ribonuclease P activity
Source: RefSeq, a predicted model, not a curated record